CUCUUAUCCCCGCCUCACCCACUCGCGCCGCGCGCCUUAUCCCAAGCGCGUUUCUUUCUGAUCCCAAAUCUCCAGCCCGCGCAGCCUGAUCCCAGAGCUCGUCACCUCUUCCUCAGCUCCACGCCUCGCUCGCGCGCGCGCCCCGGACGCACCACCACCAGCAGAGAUGGCCGCCCUCGCCGCCUUCUCCACGGCCGCCUUCGCCGCCAAGCCGCGCCUGCCCCGCGCGCGCCUCUCCGUGGCCUGCUCCGCCACCGGCGGCGGGGACAGCAGCAGCAGCGGCAGCGGCGUCUCGCUUGCCUCCUCCGUCAAGACCUUCUCGGCCGCGCUGGCGCUGUCGUCGGUGCUCCUCUCCUCGGCCGCCACCUCCCCUCCGCCCGCCGCCGCCGACAUCGCCGGCCUCACCCCGUGCAAGGAGUCCAAGGCGUUCGCCAAGCGCGAGAAGAACUCGAUCAAGAAGCUGACCGCCUCGCUCAACAAGUACGCCCCCGACAGCGCCCCCGCGCUCGCCAUCAACGCCACCAUCGAGAAGACCAAGCGCCGCUUCGAGAACUACGGCAAGUUCGGCCUGCUCUGCGGCGCCGACGGCCUGCCGCACCUCAUCGUCAGCGGCGACCAGCGGCACUGGGGCGAGUUCAUCACCCCGGGCCUGCUCUUCCUCUACAUCGCCGGCUGGAUCGGGUGGGUCGGCAGGAGCUACCUCAUCGCCAUCAGCGGCGAGAAGAAGCCCGCCAUGAGGGAGAUCAUCAUCGACGUCGAGCUCGCCACGAGGCUCCUCCCCAGGGGGUUCAUCUGGCCCGUCGCAGCCUACCGCGAGCUCAUCAACGGAGAGCUCGUCGUCGACGACAAGGACAUCGGCUACUACUAAGCGCACCUGCAUGGCUGGUGGCGACCGGCGAGUUGGGCAGCGACUGUGUUGGGGAAGAUGCAUGGCUUGUGGUGUAGGAGCUAAUAGGAUGAUGGAGGAAUGGAAGCUCUGUUGUACUUAAGAAACUGGAUGAAGCCUUGUAUAACUGUACCUCUCUCUUGUGUGUAUUCACCUUCUUGAAAAUUCUUGAGAACGAUUUCAUUUUGCAUUGCGUUUCCGGUUCCA
Molecule: messenger RNA, 1093 nt
Organism: Panicum virgatum (switchgrass)
Lineage: Eukaryota; Viridiplantae; Streptophyta; Magnoliopsida; Poales; Poaceae
Product: photosystem I reaction center subunit III, chloroplastic-like
Exons: 2
Coding region: 167-868 (233 amino acids)
Biological process (GO): photosynthesis
Cellular component (GO): chloroplast thylakoid membrane; photosystem I; photosystem I reaction center
Source: RefSeq, a predicted model, not a curated record